This is a messenger RNA of Penicillium concentricum, 1740 nucleotides long. RefSeq lists its product as uncharacterized. Bases 1 to 1740 code for a protein of 579 amino acids. The record is from RefSeq and is a predicted model, not a curated record. The transcript has 3 exons. Gene Ontology annotation, molecular function: ATP hydrolysis activity; ATP binding. NCBI's taxonomy places the organism in Eukaryota, Fungi, Ascomycota, Eurotiomycetes, Eurotiales, Aspergillaceae.
AUGGAAGAUUCAAGGUGGGCCACACGGCAAAUAUCUGUGGAUGAUGAUUCGUGUUGUCGGCAGCAGGCGCGGGCCUGGCUUCCGCAGCAUAUACGUGGCCAGGGCUGUGUGGAAUACGGUCCUACGCCGACACAGAGAGCCAAUCGGCCAGGAACAGCGCCAGGGAAGGCACCAAGACCCGCUGCAUGGACCAAGGUUAAGGCGAUGGUCGGCUUGGAGGCCGUCGAAUCGACCAUGCAGAACAUGUUCUGUCGUGUGGUACAGAACUACCGCCGCUCACAGCAGGGCAAAAAGCCAAUACAAGCUCCUCUCAAUCAGGUGUUCCUUGAGCCACCAGGAACAGGAAAGACUAGAGUCGCAAAGCUCUACGCGCAAAUCUUGGCCGAUCUCGGGCUAUUAUCGAGCGGAAAAGUCAUCAUCAGGAAUCCAUCCGACUUCAUUGACCCGUACCAGGGGCAGUCCGAAAGAAGAACUAGAAGCAUAUUGCAGAAAGCAAAAGGGAAAGUAUUGAUCAUCGACGAUGCGUACAUGCUGUACUUAGGGUCGGGGUCGGACGCGCGCGAUGGACCAGACGCCUAUAGAAUUUUGAUGUUUGACAUCCUUGUUGCCGAGCUAGAUAACUCACCGGGGAGCGAUCGUUGUGUGAUUCUGCUUGGAUACCAGGAGCGGAUGCAGGAAAUGUUCCGCAAGAGCAACCCUGGACUGGCUCGUCGGUUUGAUCUGGCGCAUGCAAUUCACUUCACAGACUAUACUGUGCACCAGCUGGGGCAGAUCCUGGACUCCGAGUCGCGCCCAGGACGCAUACAACGCACGUACUGCAGCCACAUCAGAGUUAGAGACCCGGAGGAUCCAGUUUUCACACCGCGAGACUUUGAUUUACCCUACAAUCGGCACCUGCAGGCUGCGGCCGAGUGCGAAGCGCAUUUUCAGGAGCUGAUCGGUAUAGAUGAGAUUGUCCAUCAGCUGCAGGAAUACCAGACUGCAGUAGCCGGUAUGCGGCGAAACAGCAUCGAUGCCCGCCCAUACAUUCCGUUCACGUUUGUCUUUCGAGGCCCGCCGGGCACAGCGAAGACCUCCACAGCUCGUAAGAUGGGCCAAAUAUUUUACGACAUGGGAUUCCUUUCAGCGCCGGAGCUGAUAGAGUGCUCGACUAGCGACCUCAUCGCGUCUUCCCAGGGCCAGACCAGGCAGCGCGUGACAGACUGGCUGGAGCGAGCGCUGGGGAAGGUGUUGUUCAUCGACGAGGCAUAUCGGCUCGCGAGUGGCGGAUAUGAGCGGCAGGCGGUCGAUGAGCUGGUGGACCGGCUGACCAAAACGCGAUACGCUCAGAAGCUGGUUGUCAUGCUGGCAGGAUACGAUCGCGAGAUGUCUCGCCUCAUGCAGAUAAACCGGGGUCUGCGUAGUCGUUUCCCGACCGAGGUUUUCUUCUAUCCGUUAUCGGCCGAGGCCUGUUGGAAACUCAUGCAGAAGGAGCUGACCUCUGUGGCCAUUGAGAUUGUGGAAGACGGGAGUGGCAGCAAAGCAGUGGUGGAAAUGUUUGCGAAACUGGCGAAAAUGCAAAGCUGGGCCAGUGCGCGCGAUGUCAAGCGGUUGGGCGGGGAGUUAGUGCGGCAGUGCUUUGGAGGCAAGGCGGAUGACUCCAAGUCAUGUCUCGGGGUUGAAGGUAUUUCUUGGCACCAGAACUUGGCCCUAAGAAAGGCAAGCGUUUCGGAGGCAGAGAUGAUAGCCGCCGCACUGUGA